This is a messenger RNA of Actinia tenebrosa (Australian red waratah sea anemone), 2253 nucleotides long. RefSeq lists its product as uncharacterized. NCBI's taxonomy places the organism in Eukaryota, Metazoa, Cnidaria, Anthozoa, Actiniaria, Actiniidae. The record is from RefSeq and is a predicted model, not a curated record.
ACAUCUCAAAGGGAUGGGCAGGAAAAAGAAACAAGGUGUUUGUGAUUCUGAUGAGGCUGUGCUUUGAAAAUAAGACCAUAUUGAUCAGAGUGGUACAGUUCCUAAAGGAGAAAGUAAAGACUAGUAAUGGGAGCUGGAGAAUCAGUACUACUCCCUGCACCACCUGCAGAUUUUAAUUACAUGGUGCUUAUGCUUGUCGUGACUGAUAAGAUGAGGACGAUAUUUGGCACCCAAAAUGAACUGUCCCUCAUCAGACAGGCYGUCAUGCAGAACUGGCCAUUAGGCUUAACUGUGGAGAAGCCUAAACUUAGUUACUCAUGGUCCUUUAAGUUAAAUGGCUGUCCAUUUGGAUUAGGAACAAAUGCUGUCCAGUCAGCCAGUACAAGACAAUUGAUGUGUCAAAUCUUGCAAACGCUGAACAAUGCUGGAUGGGAGAUGAUAAUAACCAGCGACUUGAGCCGAUUWASUGACUUGACAUCYUUUUUCUUUGUUCGCACKCAAAUGCUGAAGCAAAUGCAAUUUCCUWUGCUGUGYGUGARCCURAGCAGUAMAGACAAAYUCCAACUGGUCAAUGYACCAAGUGAUGUGGUUCAAAUCAUUAAGGCUAUUGUYAUGAAGGYAUGGCCAAGAGGAAUCCAAUCAGAAGGCCCUAACGAAAAUUCCUAUGAAAUAAAAAUGGCAGGAAAUCCCUGGUUCUCAGAUGGAGAUGAAGGAGUCCAGGCAAGGAUACUCUUAGCCAAGAUCACAUCAGCACUUGCCCAACGACAGUGGAUUUUGCAUGCAGCCGCAAACAUUAAAARUACAGCUGAUAGUCUGUUUUUCAAGUAUGACCCUGAAAUGAUCCCUGGAGAAGGUUCAGAGUGUUUUGUUAUCAGUUUGAAUCGAACAGACAGGUUACGAAUCAUCAAUGCUCCACAGUCRGUCAUUCCAGUUGUUCGAGAAACCAUCAUGUCAGUUUGGCAAGUGAUGGGUGGGAUUCAACAAGAGCAAGCAUACCAUGCAAGUUGGGAAUUCAAACUAAAAGGAAGUCCUUGGUGGUCAAYUGGAAAAGAAUCAGUCAUGGCCAGAUUWCUGAUGUGUAAAAUCMUUGAGGCCUUACAAARCAAUGGUUGGAGUCUGCAGGCAUCAAUAGACAUAUCUAGGAAGUCUCAAGACAAGARUAUAUUGCUUUUCAGCAAAUCACAGCCUAAAUCUCAACCAGUAAUGUGUCUUUCAUUUAGUGACACAGACAAAAURCGGUUGAUAAAUGCCCCCCAAGAGUUCACUGGGGUCUGUAGAGACAUCCUGAAAGCCAAAUGGUAUCAAGGAAUAUGCAAAGAGCAGCCUAUGGGUACGUCUUGUUCAGCACACGAGUUCAAGCUUAAUGGAAAUCCUUGGUGCGGUGGAGCCUACUCAUCUCAAGCCAUACACAUAAGAAGUAUGUUAUGCUACAUUAUCCAAGCUUUCAAAGCACAUGGCUGGAAAUUCCUCAUAUCAGCUGAUGUUUCAGCCAGGUUCCACAAACCUAACAAGGGUCCUUCUUACCCUGUAGAUGUGCACAGCUGGUGGUUUGUGUAUGAGCCAGAAUCUCCACCACUACAACCUUCAGCACCAAGCUAUGGAUUGUCAACUGGAUCCUCAGCUUUCCCUCUCCCACCUAGUUAUGAUGAGGUGGUAAAACAAUAGAUUUAAAGGCACUUAUUCUUCCUGAUGCAUCAUGCAGUAGUACUGCAGAACAAUAAUUUAAAAGUGAACAGCAAACUAAACAAUGCACUUGAUACAUGUUUCCUUCACCUCCUAGUCAUAUAUUAUGAGGUGGUUAAAAAAUAUUUAUUUUUAUUUGUAUUUUUACUGUGCGAACACUCAAACCAUAUGAACACUUCAAGGUUUUUUACGUUUCUCAAAUAAUCCUGUCAAAAGCCAGAGUCUUUUGGGAGAUGGUUGCCAUUAAAGUUUUUUUUAAAUUUACAAUAUUAAGUGUAUCAAUAUUAUUUCAUAAUAGCUACUUCGUCAAUUUUUGUUUUAUUUCUGUAAAUUAUUGAAAAUUUGUACUUUGUAAGACAGUCAAGCAGUUCAUUAGUUCACACGGAGUGAGCUAAAAAUAAAGCAUUUGUUGUCAUUGGAUGGCGCCUAAGAAAUGUUUGAUUUCUUUGUUUUUUCAGAGGGCUGUGAUUGGAUAUUUAUGGAAAAAUGUCAAAAAAACCUUGAAGUGUUCAUGGUUAGGGACUGUUCAUUAAUUAUGCCUUGGGUGGGGGGUGCUGGAGGCAAAGUAGU